GUUUCCUAAUAACAAAAGUUUAAGAAGGAAGUUGAAAUUUUGCUCUUCCUAGUGGCCCUAUAUUUGGACGUUUGUGCUUGUCAGAGUAUAAUUGGGUAGUAAGUUUUCAAAGAGGGGCCGGGCUGAUAAUAAUUUUCUCAUAGAUCCCGACUCAUCAUAGAUCCUGACUCAUGAACCAAAAUGAACUUAUCCUCUUGUUCAGUUCCAUUCCAUUUCCAUCUCCAACCAAACUGAACCAGACAUUCUGAUCUGAGCCUUGUUUUGGUUAAACUGGUUUGUUGGUGCUAGAUAUGGAUGCAGCUGUAGGCAUCAUUUUGUCCCCGGCUUUGCAAGUUCUCUUUGACAGAUUGGCAUCUCCAGUCCUACAAGGGCUUGCUGAUAGAUUGGGUUUCAAUUACAACAUAUUCCAGAGCCUGCAGCAUGCCUUGGUGCGGGCUCAAGCUACUCUUGCAGAUGCAGAAGUGCAACAAUUCACCAACAAAACUGUCAGGCUUUGGUUAUCAGACCUCAAGAAUGCAGUUUGUGACGCUGAGGAUCUUCUUGACGUCUUUACUGCUAAACAAACCUGCAUGAUUGAUGAAGACUUUGGUGAGCAGACAUUAGACAGCUAUGCAGUUCUUACUGACAAAGUCAGAAAGAUACUCAAGAAGUUAGAAAUGAUUGUGGGUGAGGGAUCUUCUAAGUUGAAAAUUGGAGAUACCCAGCCAAUAUCAGAUCAACGAUCAGAUCAAAGGGAGACGAGCUCUUUCGUCGACUCAAGGAUUCAUGGACGAGAGGAUGACAAAGAGAAGUUAGUCAAGCUAUUACUGUCUUCUCAAACUAAUUACCAGGAGGGUUGUUCAUAUGCGACAUGCAUUCCAAUCAUCGGCAUCGGAGGAAUUGGUAAGACCACUCUUGCUCAAAUGUCAUAUAAUGAUGAGAGAGUUAUUCAACACUUUGAUGUUAGGAUGUGGAUUUUUGUCUCUUCUAAUUUCAAUAUCAAAAAGAUCAUGAAGACAAUUAUUUCAUCCUUAACAAGUGGUAUAUGCAAGUUGUCGGAGAUUGAGCUACUUCAGUCUCAGAUUUCGCAAUUGCUGCAGAAGAAAAGAUAUUUGAUUGUGUUAGAUGACGUUUGGACGGAAGACCAGGAUGAUUGGGACAAACUUAAACCUUUGUUUGGAGGGGGUGUUGAUGGAUGCAAAAUCAUUGUCACUACCCGCAGUAAAAAGGUUCCAUAUAUGAUGGACUUCCCAAAUUCCUCAAUUUGUUUGAACGGUCUGACAGAUGAUGAUUGCUGGGAAUUGUUCAAGCAACGGGCUUUUGCACGAGGAGAAGAAGAAAAGCAUCCAAACCUUUCGCUGAUUGGAAAACAGAUUGUCAGAAAAUGUGGUGGUGUGCCAUUAGCAGCAAAAAGUUUGGGAAGUUCAAUGCGCUUGAAAAGAAAUGAAAAGCAGUGGUUGUCUAUGCGAGAUUGCGAACUUUGGAAAUUAGACGAAAACCAACAUAAAGUUUUGCCUGCCCUCAUGUUGAGUUAUCAUCACCUGCCAUCUCAUCUUAGAGAAUGCUUUGCAUUCUGCUCAAUAUUUCCAAAAGAUUAUGAGUUCAAGAAGCAGAAGUUAAUUCAUCUGUGGAUGGCAUCAGGCUUACUUCUGCAAGAUGGAAGCAGGCGACCAGAAGACAUUGGUGAUGAAUACUUCGACGAUUUGUUGUGGUUGUCUUUCUUUCAAGAAGUAGAGAUUUGUGAUGGCAGCGGCUUAGUUGAAUACAAAAUGAAUGAUGUUAUACAUGAUCUUGCACGAUAUGUAGCAGGAAAUGAAUCCAUGAUGCUUGAACAUAGUGCAGCACAAAUUCGCCAUGCAUCCGUUGUUUACAAAUAUAGGGCGAUUGGAAUGCCAAAAGAACUAUUUGAAGCAAAACAUUUACGAACUCUCUUAUUGAUUGGAGAAUCCGGCUUGUUAAAUGGCAAAAGUAAAAUGUUUUCAAGUUUUGGAUACUUGCGUGCGCUAGACCUGAGCAGUUGUGGUGUUUCUGAUUUGCCAGAAUCAUUGGGUGGUUUGAUAUGUUUGAGGUAUCUUGACCUCUCUUACACACCGAUCACCAAGUUACCUCACAGCACAAGGAAUCUAUGCUAUUUGCAGACUUUGAAUCUAUUUGGUUGUCAGAAUCUUGAACGGCUGCCAAGCUUGGAAAUGAUGACCAGCCUAAGACAUCUCAAUCUAGUUGGAUGUGUAAGUUUGGCUUUUAUGCCUCUUGAGAUUCGAAUUUUGCACCAACUUCAGACAUUGCCAUUGUUUGUCGUCAACAGGGUUCCUGGGGCCCUUAAUACGCUGGAAGGUUUGAAUCUUUGUGGCAAGUUGAAUAUUGCCUGUUUGCAGAACGCAACAUAUGCAGCAGAAGCACAAUCAGCUGGGUUGAAGUCGAAGGAAAAUCUUGAGUCGUUAGGAUUAUAUUGGGGAUUAGAUUGCGGAUUUGGAGAUGUCUACGAAUCGUUUGGGAAGCCUAAAGCCCGACCUAAUGAAAUUAACGAUUAUAUUGCCUCACGAUCUGAGGCACCCCUACAACAGCAUGAUCCUGUGGAAGAAAUUCUUGAAGGGCUGCAGCCACACAAAAAUCUGAAAAAGCUAGUUAUAAAUGGGUACCUAGGAAUCAAAUUUCCUCAUUGGGCUCUCCCAAAUCUUACUUCCGUUGAUUUCACCAACUGUAAAAGUUGUGAACAUCUUCCAGCCCUUGGGAAUUUUCCACUACUUAAGACACUUUCUCUGAAUGGAAUGCAUGGCGUGAGGAGCAUCGGUACAGAGUUCUAUGGUGACGGUACGGACAUGUGGUUUCCAUCCCUCGAAGAACUAUCAAUUAGUGAAUUUUCAAACUUGGAAGAGUGGUCAACUGCAAAUGAUGCAAAUGCAUUCCCCAGAUUGAAGAAAUUUACUUUGAAAGGUUGUCCAAGGUUAGCACAUAUACCGUUAUGUCAGUCCCUUCAACAUUUGGAGCUGCGGGACUGUAAUCCAACGAUGAUGUCCAUAGCAAAUUUAAGUUUGCUUUCUGUGCUUGUUCUAGAAAAAAUUCAAGGCCUGGUCUCUCUGCCGGAAGGGCUCUUUGCAUCACCUUAUCUGUCUUCUUUACAGAUAUUGUCUCUCCCCAAGCUCGGUUCACUCCCUUCGGAGAUUGGAAAUCUCACUGCUCUGAAAUCAUUGACGAUUCGUUGGUGUGAUGAGUUAUCCUCUCUGCCACAGAGUUUAAAGAACCUCAAAACUCUGGAGUCGCUGGAGAUUAGUGACUGUCACAGUCUACUAACCAUGCCAGAUGGUGGAAUUGCAGGAUUAAGUUCCCUUCGAACUUUGUCCAUUGAGAAUUGUAGCCAUCUGACUUCUUUGUCAUCCAGUUUAGAACGUCUUACAUUCCUCGAGCACUUGACGUUUAUGUAUUGUCCAAACCUUGGUUCUUUCCCAGAGGGUGUGCAACACCUCUCCUCACUUCGAAGCUUCACUAUCUCGAACUGUCCUAUGUUUGAUUCUCUCCCAAGUGGGUUACAAAAUAGCCGGACGCUGCACUGCUUGGAAAUUAGUAGCUGCCCCAAGCUAGAUGCUUUGCCAGAUUGGUUGGAGAAUCUUGAUUCGCUCAGAUCUCUGACCAUAUCUGAUUGUCCUAAUUCAAGAGUAUUGCCAUCAGGUCUGAAGUCUCUCACUGAACUCCAGCACCUCUCUAUUCAAGAAUGUCCUGAGCUUGAGGAAAGGUGCAAACAAGGUAGUGGUGAGGAUUGGUUGAAAAUAGCCCAUGUCCCAUAUAGGUACAUUGGACCAUCCGGCGAGGCAAGCACAUCGGGCAACUCUUAGUUUGGAACAUUCGUUCAGUAUGAAACUUUUAUUUCAUCUUCAUCCUCAAGAGUGUUAUUGUUAUAAUAAUCAUCAUCCGUCCUGGUGUUUUGUGUGGUGUGGCCCUUUUGCUUUGUUUAUAUUGUUUUUUAGAUGAAUGGAGUGUCCACAAAGUUUCAAUAUUUCCUUUUGCUGUAAAUUGCAGUUUGGGAUUUCUAUAUUCCUAUGUGUGCACACUGGCUGCUUUGAGAUCCUCUGGUUUUGUACUUAUAUCAUCUUGAUAAAAUCUGUGUGUUUUUCAUUAAUAUUACCAGUCCAAUUGUAUGCUUUCUGAAUUUUAAA
Molecule: messenger RNA, 4130 nt
Organism: Prunus persica (peach)
Lineage: Eukaryota; Viridiplantae; Streptophyta; Magnoliopsida; Rosales; Rosaceae
Product: disease resistance protein RGA2
Exons: 1
Coding region: 291-3809 (1172 amino acids)
Biological process (GO): defense response to other organism
Molecular function (GO): ADP binding
Source: RefSeq, a predicted model, not a curated record